CCGGUCAUUGUGUGACGUCGUAUCCGGAUAAAUUUAAGCUAGCUAAUGUUUCCCGGAAUAUAAAGACUGUAAAUGAACUGCUGGGAGCUUUAAGAUUGUUUUUGACUCAUUUGGGUCGAUGCAAGGAAGAGUAACCUGCAGUUUUGUGGCGACUUCAUUCAGCUCGUCGUCUGUACCUCGCCAACUAUUGAGCUAUAGUUGUAUAUAUAUGUGUGACAGCAGGAGCGGCUCAUUGUUAGCCUCACUGUAGCCAUGCUCUCACACUUUCACUUGUCUUCUGGGUUACGACUCUCCAGCUGCAGCGACCACAGCUAAGCGUAUUUAUCCAGUAUUCAUGUUCUCUUUAUUUGCCCUUUAGUGUUUAUUGGACCUUUACUUGUCUGUAACAGCGGUGGUCUGCUUGUUUUAACACGUACAAGUCGCUUAACGUUAGUUAGCAAGCCAACCAGCCGGCUAACUUUGAGGAAACAUCUCUUCUUUAUGACAUUUAACCGGAUGUUGACGUUGUUGUGACCUGGACAGUCAACUCCAGGAGGCUUUGUGUCGUGGUGGUCUGCUGCUAACGUUGUUCAAGAACCAGGAGCUUUCAUUUCUGGUGGUUUUGUGGUCAUUUUGCUCUGCCACGAUGGCUUCUUCCUCUGGAAAUGACGACGACCUGACCAUCCCCAGAGCAGCCAUCAACAAGAUGAUUAAAGAGACUCUCCCUAACGUGAGGGUGGCCAACGACGCCAGGGAGCUGGUGGUGAACUGCUGCACCGAGUUCAUCCACCUCAUCUCCUCAGAGGCCAAUGAAAUAUGCAACAAGUCCGACAAGAAGACCAUCUCCCCUGAGCAUGUCAUCAAUGCCCUAGAGAGCCUGGGUUUCGCUUCAUACAUCACGGAGGUGAAAGACGUCCUGCAGGAGUGUAAAACAGUAGCCCUGAAGAGGAGGAAGGCCAGCUCUCGACUGGAGAACCUGGGUAUCCCCGAGGAAGAGCUCCUCAGACAACAACAGGAAUUGUUUGCCAAGGCGCGGCAGCAGCAGGCAGAGCUCGCCCAGCAAGAGUGGUUACAGAUGCAGCAGGCUGCCCAACAGGCACAGAUGGCGGCAGCAUCUGCCAGCGCCGCCCAGCAGGCCGGUUCCUCUCAGGAUGAAGACGAAGAGGAAGACAUGUGAUCCCAGGACGCCGUUUCCACUUGUCCGAAUCCCUUCCUUGGGACAGCGUUGGCACACAAACCUCCCGGCGCUGUCAUCGGCAGAGACAUGAGGCGGCCUUGACCGCCGGUAUACAUCAGUGUAACAUGGAGCGUGAACAUUGGAAUGGACACUGAAGAGAAAGACAAAGGGGGAUUUCAAGAUAGCCACACGUUCAGACACCAGUAUCUGAAAAUGAUUUGGAUUCAGAGGCUGUUAAUGAAGUUUUUGUCUCAUCUUCCCCCCUUCCCCCCCACCCCCCCAAUUAUGUCUUGAUAUUAUGUUGUGAGUAAUUGUAGCUUUCUGGAUGUGUUGUGGACGCUGAAGGCAGACACUGCCCGGGAUAUGUCAGUGAAUUUUGUGAUAAUGCAGCAAGUGUUCGCUCCUUCAGGUACUGCACCAGAUAGCUUACCUAUGUUAUCCGUUGUACUAGAUCACUUUUGGUGGUUUAGGGGAACUGCUUAAGAAUAAUUUCAGAGCAGUCGAUUUCUCCUUUCUUGUGGUUUUGAUGGUCAGUUUUACAGAAAGGGUUUUCUCUACCCCCUCUUGGUAUAUUUGUUCAACAGAGGAUCAUUUGAGGGGUUGUGAAUAUAGGAUUUUUUUUGUUAAGUAGAGAAAUAAAUGGAAAUUUCUUAGUUAAUUUUAGCUCAUUCGGAUGCUUUAUGUUGUAUUUCCUUUCUACCUUAAAACAACCACAGUAUUGCUAAUUAGCUACACCUUUCAGAAACUGUAUAUUUUUGUCUCAUAGAACCAAAGAUAGAGGACAGGACAGACUAACAGCCCAGAGUUAGUGUUUUUUAAAGGUGUAGGUGCUACAGUGAUUCUCGUUGCUGACUCCAGGUCGGUGUAAACAACGUUAUGGAUUAUUAACCUAUGACUUUGUAAGAUAUCUUUGAUAUCCAGGCAGAAUUUGUUAUUUCCCUUCUCUUCGGGUGCAGUAUCAAAUAUUCGCAUUGUGACUGUGGUCAAUCCUCAGCGUGAAGACAAGUAACCUAGUUGUGAUACACAUUCACUCACCUAUGCUACAAAGUUGUAUUCUUUAAGCAAUAAAGGAAUCAUGUUUUAUAGACAAA
Messenger RNA from Sebastes umbrosus (honeycomb rockfish), 2247 nucleotides. It is a transcript of the gene dr1, whose product is annotated as down-regulator of transcription 1. Gene Ontology annotation, biological process: RNA polymerase II preinitiation complex assembly; negative regulation of transcription by RNA polymerase II; chromatin remodeling. The record is from RefSeq and is a predicted model, not a curated record. The transcript is spliced from 3 exons. Gene Ontology annotation, cellular component: negative cofactor 2 complex. Bases 626 to 1156 code for a protein of 176 amino acids. Lineage: Eukaryota; Metazoa; Chordata; Actinopteri; Perciformes; Sebastidae. Gene Ontology annotation, molecular function: TBP-class protein binding; general transcription initiation factor activity; core promoter sequence-specific DNA binding.